UAAAAACUUGAAAAGGAACAGGUGCUGCUUACACCAAAUGAAGUACAAUGAUGCUGCACCGAAGGUCGGAUAAAGUCUCACCAACAAUCUCCAGAUCAAUUUCGACCUACUAAUACUGCUGCUAUGACAGGCCAGUAAUGGGCCAAAAUACAUUCAAAUCGCGUUCUGGAAUCGAAAUAUUAAUCGGUCAAAUCGCAAAGUGCAACCUCUAAUUGUGCCAAAAAAAUACUUGCCACCCAUUGACUUGGCAACGAUACCGGCAGACUUAUGAACUUAAUUGAAGCCAUCCAAACUUUGAAUUAAAACUACUCAAUUAGAAUUGGUAAUUCGCAACUAAAAAAAUAAGAAAACAGACCGAAUAUCCAUCAAUAAGCUGUUAUAGGCGUCGCGUGUACAUCUCGAGCUCGUACGUUUUUCAUACCAUGUCUAUCAACGGAACUCUACCGGAUUUGUCUUGUUCAUUAAAGGAUACGUACUUUGUCGAACACUUCGACUUUUUCGCUUCCAGAUUCCAAGUGCUGUCUCGCUGCAUAGCAGGUUUGAACAUUGUGUUAUCGUUAGUGAUCACAUUCGCUAACGGAGUAUUUUUCGCCGCGGUAUUCCACCACCCUUCACUGCGAACUCCGCCUAACAUCCUUGUAUGCUCUCUUGGUGCAUCAGACUUCUUGGUCGGAGCAGUCUUUCUUCCACUCUUCACUGGAUUCCUUCUCGAGCAUUCCCUGUUCAAGUCUUGUUUUUACUAUGGUUUGACACUCUCUACAGCACUACUAACGUGCGGGGUGUCGUUUGCCACUAUCGUAGCAAUAAGCUGCGAGCGUUACCUUGCGCUAUUUCGACCGUUUACCUACCUCUCGCUUGUGACCGUGCCCCGAGUCGGUUGUGCCAUUGCCAUAUCAUGGAUCCUUAGUUCUGUGAUCGUUGCCACGUUUGUCUUCUCUUCUGCCUCAUAUGCGAGCUACGUGCUUCUUUUCCUUCUUGCCUGUGGCAUUGCCGUAAUCGCUUACACCUACUGUAGAAUCUUCAAGCUGGCUCGUCGCCACCAGACGCAGAUUCAGGCGCAGCAAACGAUCGGCCCUUCGAUAAACUCGCAGCAAAAGCUAGCGGUGACCAUGGCGUACGUGAUUGGCGUGACCUUCAUGUGUUACCUACCCAUAGCGUGCAGCACUAUAGCCUCGUUCAUUCAAGGAUUUGAUCAGACUGUAUCAGAAGCUUACUACGCCACGAUGACGCUUGUGACUUUGAGUUCGGUGGUGAACCCGGGGAUCUAUUGUUGGAGGAACAGGGAUAUACGGGAUGAGGUCGUCGUGUUAUUGAGGCAAAUGAAGAUACGUCAGUGAAUAUACAGGAUAUGUAUGUAUACAUAAAACACUACUUGUGAUAAGGCAUCGGCGCCAUAUCGAGUCAUCUACGGAUUAAACAUAGCUACUGCAACAAUGAUGGAGAACAGCACACAUUUUAGGAAAACAUGGACUUUCAAAAA
Messenger RNA from Nematostella vectensis (starlet sea anemone), 1480 nucleotides. RefSeq names its product G-protein coupled receptor 12. The transcript has a single exon. The record is from RefSeq and is a predicted model, not a curated record. The coding region runs from base 423 to 1337 and encodes 304 amino acids. Gene Ontology annotation, cellular component: membrane. Lineage: Eukaryota; Metazoa; Cnidaria; Anthozoa; Actiniaria; Edwardsiidae. Gene Ontology annotation, molecular function: G protein-coupled receptor activity. Gene Ontology annotation, biological process: G protein-coupled receptor signaling pathway.